This is a messenger RNA of Psylliodes chrysocephalus, 3644 nucleotides long. The record is from the annotation of a GenBank genome assembly. NCBI's taxonomy places the organism in Eukaryota, Metazoa, Arthropoda, Insecta, Coleoptera, Chrysomelidae.
AACUUUUUUCACGUUGUUGAUUGUUGAUUAUUUGAUUUGAAAUAAAAAAGUUGUUCAAUUAAUAUACCUAUUAUCUUAGUACUUAAAAUAUUAUAAAGUUACAAUGGAAGAAGAUAAUUCAGGAAAGAAAAAAAGUCAUAGAGAACGCCAUUCAGGCAGGAAAGUUGAGAAGAAAAAAGCUAAAAAAGCGAGUGAAAAUGUUGUAUCGAAUGAAGAUCCAAAAUUGAAAAACCCUAAAGCUUUUGCUUUUAAUUCAGCAGUAAGAGCCGAACGUAGAUUUAGACGGAAAGAAGAUCUAAACACUAAGAAACAGCAUAUUCCACUUAUUGAUAGGACUCCUAUAGAACCGCCGCCUGUAGUGGUUGCUGUAGUAGGUCCUCCAAAAGUUGGAAAGAGCACUGUUAUUAAUAAUUUAAUAAAACUUUUUACAAAGGUGCCAUUAACAGACGUUAAAGGUCCUGUUACUGUUGUUACUGGUAAAAAGAAAAGAAUUACAUUUUUUGAGUGUAAUAAUGAUGUUAAUUCGAUGAUUGAUUUAGCAAAAGUAGCAGAUUUAGUGCUUUUACUUUGUGAUGCUAGUUUUGGUUUUGAAAUGGAAAUUUUCGAGUUCCUAAACAUAUGUCAGGUACAUGGUAUGCCUAGAAUAAUGGGAGUAUUGACACAUUUAGACUUGAUUAAAAAUAGUAAGACUCUAAAGACAACUAAAAAAACUUUAAAACACAGAUUUUGGACUGAGGUGUAUUCAGGAGCAAAAUUGUUCUACUUAUCAGGUAUUAUCCAUGAUGAAUAUUUAAGGAACGAAAUCAAGAAUUUGGGUAGAUUCAUAAGUGUUAUGAAGUUUAGGCCACUACAAUGGAGGACCACUCAUAGCUAUAUAUUAGGUGACCGGUAUGAGGAUCUUACCAAUCAAGAAUUAAUCAGAGUAAAUCCUAAAUGUGAUCGAAAUGUGGCCUUAUAUGGAUACAUUAGAGGUGUCCCUUUAAAAAAAGAUAGUUAUGUACAUAUAGCAGGUUUUGGUGAUUUAAAAAUCCAUGAUCUAUCAUACUUACCUGAUCCAUGCCCACUUCCUGAGCAAUUGAAGAAAAGAGCUCUUAUAGAAAAAGAAAAACUUAUCUAUGCUCCAUUUUCUGGGGUGGGAGGUAUUGUGUAUGAUAAGGAUGCAGUUUAUAUGGAGCUAGGUGGUUCCCACAGUCAUCAUGAAAGGGAGGGUGAGACUGAAAAUAUAGUAUCAAAUUUAAUAAGUACAAAAGAAACUUUGGAUGAAAAAUUGAAACAUUCUGAGCUUCAGAUUUUUACUGAUGGUAAAAAGAUUACAGCAAAUGAUAUAUUAAGCAGUGACGAAGAUAAUACUGAAGAUAUUCAAUUAUUUGAAAAAAGAGAGAAAAAAUUGGAAAACUCAGAACUAGAUAAUGAAUUAAACAAACUGAGAAAAAAAUAUGUAGAAGUUAAAGACAAUGGUAGGGUUAGAAGAAAAGUAGUUUUUGAUGAUAUAAAUGAUGAAGAAGAUACAGAUGAUGAUGACGAAGACACUGAUAGUGAUGAAGAUAAAAAUCUUGAAAAGCAUGAAGAAUAUGUAAUGUCUCUACAGAAUAAAAACAAUGAAGUACAUUCUAAAGUUAAAGAUAUUUUGAAUAGCAUAGACUCUAAUCAAAAGAAGAGACAGAGAGAAGUUAUUGAGGAAGAAGAGAUGGAAGAUACUAGUGAUGAGGAAAAUGAUACUGGUCUAGAAUGGAAGGGAAAUUUAAUGCAAAAAGCAAAAGAAUCGUUUAUGGAUAGGCAAAGCACUAAUAAAAAUUUAAUGAGACUUGUUUAUGAUUUUCAGGAAGAAUCAAAUGAAAAAGAAGAUGAAACCAAAGAAAUGGAACAAGAUGAGAUUGGUGGUUUAUUUAAGAAAGUUACAAAAGAACAGCAUCAGCUUAAACAGAAUAAAGAUGUUAUGAAUUUGCCAGAAUCAUCAUUAAUGCUGCCUUGGAAUGCUAUUAUGAAAGAUUGGACAUUACCAGAGAAUAAAGAUCUCAUAAUCAACUGCUUUGUCACUGGUAAAUGGAAAGACAGUGAAGAUGCUGGUGAGCUUCUUAAACUAGACGAUGCAGAAGACUUAAGUGACGCAAAUUCAGAAAUAUUUGGCGACUUUGAAGACCUAGAAACGGGCGAAAAACACUCCUCCCAAUCCAAAACGAAGCCAGAAAAACGCAAAAGAGAGGAAGCUGAAAAAGAUGAAAACGCAGAUGCCGUCGCUUUAGCUGAAAAAAAGAAGAAACUCAAAGAAAGGUUUGAUGCUGAGUAUGAUAAUGAGGAAACAUUGACAUAUUAUGAUGAGUUAAAAUUAUCUGCAGAAAAACAGGCUCAGUUAAAUAAGACCGUGUUUGAUGAUGUUCCGGAUGAAAUUCGAGUUCAGAUUGAGGGCUACAGACCUGGAAUGUAUAUAAGGGUAGAGUUUCAAAAUGUUCCUUCUGAAUUUAUACAGAAUUUUGAUCCUACAUAUCCUUUAGUUAUUGGCGCUUUAAACAUGGGCGAAGAAAAUGUAGGUUAUUUAAAUGUAAAAAUCAAAAAACACCGUUGGUACAACAAAAUCCUUAAAACCAACGAUCCUCUAAUAAUUUCUUUAGGUUGGAGGAGAUUCCAAACAAUACCUCUUUAUUCGAAGUUAGAAGAUGAUAUGAAGUUUCGUUAUCUUAAAUAUACACCUCAACAUUUGGCAUGCAAUGCUCAUUUUUGGGGCCCUAUUACGCCACAAGGAACCGGAUUUUUAGCUUUACAAACCGUAGAUUCCGAAAGCAGUAAUAUCAAAAAACUUGGAUUUAGAAUAGCAGCAACUGGAUCAGUAUUAGAAUUAGAUAAAAAUACUAAGGUAUUGAAAAAAUUAAAACUCAUCGGACAUCCUAUGAAAAUAUACAAAAAGACAGCUUUUAUCAAAGAUAUGUUCAAUAGUUCAUUAGAAGUGGCAAAAUUCGAAGGUGCUCGAAUCAAAACCGUUUCUGGUAUAAGAGGCCAAAUAAAAAAAGCUAUUAAUAAACCCGAGGGUUGUUUUAGAGCUACUUUUGAGGAUAAAAUUCAAUUAAGUGAUAUAGUUUUCUGUAGAACGUGGUUUAAAGUUGACGUCCCUAAAUUUUAUAAUCCUGUAAAUACACUUUUGCUUCCGAAUGACAAGAGAAACGUUUGGACAGGAGCAAGAACAACUGGCGAAAUAAAAAGGGAAAUUGGUGUUAGGAAUGCUGCAAAUAUGGAUAGUCUUUAUACCCCGAUCGAAAGAGAAGAAAAGCCAUUUAAACCAUUGAUAAUACCGCGAAAACUGCAAAAGAACUUACCAUACAGAGAUAAACCUAAACAAGGCAUUAAACGUUCUGAACAAAACAAAAUUGAUAGAAUCGCCAUUAUUGCCGAACCUGAAGAACAAAAGAUAUCAACCAUGAUGAAAAUGUUAAGGGCGUCAUAUGAUAAGAAACAGGACAAACUUAAACAAGAAACGAAUGCAAGAUUGGAUAAAUUUAGACAAGAAAUUGAAGGUAUAGAAGCCAAUAAAUACAAAAAGUUGAAAGAAAUAAAGAAAAAUGUUCACAGAAUGAGGAGUAAACAAGCUAAAAGUAAAGGGGGAAGGAAAUAAUUUGUUUUUUUGAUAUUAAUGUAAAUAAAUGUUUUUUUUU